GUGAAAAGAGGAAAAGGAAAAGAGUGAUUCAUCCCUCCGCCCUGCCCCACCUGCAGUCACAUGCUGCCUUCACACGUUCCCUGCCCAGCCCAGGGAAGCUUAACUCUUUCGGCUGAUGUGCCCUCGCACCUGCGGACCCGAUCCUGGAGCCCCCCGGAGCCCCCCGGAGCCUGCGGGUGCUGGAGGGUCCCGGGCGGCUCCGGAGGGCUUUGGGUGUUUGUCUUUAAAGAAACAGUUUCUGUCCUCUGAGAUUCCCCUCUCUCCCGGUGUGCUGGCUGACACCGUGGCCUGCGUGGACCCUGAGGAGUGCACUCGUGUGUGCGGGGCCGCCGUGGGCUGCUCCAACAUCGCCUACCCCAAGCUGGUGGUCGAGCUGAUGCCCAGCGGGCUGCGGGGUCUGAUGAUCGCGGUGAUGAUGGCAGCUCUCGUGUCAUCCCUGACCUCCAUCUUCAACAGCAGCAGCACCCUCUUCACCAUGGACAUCUGGAGGAAGCUGCGGCCACGGGCCGGGGACCGGGAGCUGCUCCUGGUGGGCAGGGCUGUCACAGUGGCGCUGGUGGCUCUCAGCGUGGUGUGGAUCCCCAUCCUGCAGAGCUCCAGUGGUGGCCAGCUCUACGUGUACAUCCAGGCUGUCACCAGCUACCUGGCUCCUCCUGUCACCGCUGUCUUCAUCCUGGCCGUCUUCUGGCCCCGAGCUAACGAGCAGGGAGCCUUCUGGGGCCUGAUGGCAGGGCUGGCCCUGGGRCUGGCCAGGAUGGGGCUGGAGCUGGCCCACCCCACACCCCUCUGCGGGGUCCCUGACCAGCGGCCGUGGCUGCUCACUGACCUCCACUACCUGCACUUUGCCGUGCUGCUGGCCGCUGUCACAGCUGCCAUCGUGGUGGGGGGCAGCCUGCUGUCCCCACCACCGUCCCCACACCAGCUGAAGGAUCUCACCUGGUGGACCCUCUCACAGGAGCAUCCUCAGCUCUCCAUGUGUGGCACAUCCCAGGGACCCUCUGAUGGUUCCUGUUCAGCCAGCCUGGACACCCAGCAGCCACCCAAGGCCGUGGGACCCCCGACUGUGACCCUCAAGGACACCACGGAACCCCCGUUCUGGGCCCGAGUCUGUGGCAUCAACGCCAUUAUCCUGAUGUGUGUCAAUAUUUUCUGUUAUGCYUAUUUUGCCUAGCACCCUGCCAGCMCCUGA
Messenger RNA from Malurus melanocephalus (red-backed fairy wren), 1189 nucleotides. It is a transcript of the gene SLC5A10, whose product is annotated as solute carrier family 5 member 10. The transcript has 7 exons. Gene Ontology annotation, cellular component: plasma membrane. Lineage: Eukaryota; Metazoa; Chordata; Aves; Passeriformes; Maluridae. The record is from RefSeq and is a predicted model, not a curated record. Gene Ontology annotation, biological process: transmembrane transport. The coding region runs from base 116 to 1171 and encodes 351 amino acids. Gene Ontology annotation, molecular function: D-glucose:sodium symporter activity.